GUGAUGUCAGAGCAAUGGGUGGUCUGAUAGUCAGUCUCUAACACAGCCAUACAGGUUAGACUUGAAGUGCAAUUCAGAGAACCACUGUGACUUUGCACUUCUCUACUGCCUCUCCACUGACCUGCGGUCUUUCAGUUGGUAGAGUGCCUGCAUUAAAGACCACUUCCAUUUCGACGGCUGUCAUGGGAUGAAGGCGAGAUGGAUUGCUCUGCAGAGACACACUGAAGCAGUCAAAGCUGCGUGAUCUUUGGCUUUCGAUGGAUCCCUCAGAGAGUGACCGCUGGCCUACAGAGGGGGGCAGCAGCAGAAUUCUAGCCCCUCUGUCAGAGGAACUGGCUUUAAUUACAGGUCUGGACAUUUCUGACCUGAACAUUGACGAUUUGGACUUGUACACUUCCCUCCCAUUUCCGUGCCAACCCCAACCUCAACCUCAACCUCAACCCCAACCCCAACCCCAACCUCAACCCCAACCCCAACCCCAACCCCAACCUCAGCCCUCUGCUCGUCCUCUCUCUGCGUGUGACUCAGCCCCUCAUGCGGUUCCCUGGGAAAUAGCUGGGAGCGUUGCCGCCGAUCAGACCAAAGCGAACGGAAACCCAAACGAGGCAUCGAGAAAGAGUGCCGUGCCCCCUCCUGUGCCUCCCCGGAGACGGGCGGCCAGCACGAAGCUGAGCGACAGACGGUUCUCCUGUGAGGUCAGCCACCCUGCACUCAGCAGGUCCAACACCACUUUGCUGAUUCACAAUCCAUGGACAGUCAAAUUGAUAGAUACACCUGCAGGCAGUAAUGAAAGCCUUGCUGCCUUCUGCUCAUCAAUAUCCAAACUGAGGUCUAAGUACCCCCACACUGACACAACAGCGAACACGGGGGUGGUUUGGGGUCGUGUGUAUCCCCUAAACCCCUGGCUGUACCAGAAUGUCCAGCUGACUGUCACAGUGUCCACCCCCUGGCUUCCCCAUCCAGUUCCAUUUCCCACAACAGUGAACAAGACUGUGCUGUACCUCAUUGAGGAGAUAUUUCAUCUGGUUGGCGUUUCCCCCAGCACCAGCAGUCAAUACCUUCUCAAGCUGUGUGAUUUCAAUGAGUUCCUCAGGAAUGAGGAAAUUUUAGGAUCGUAUGAAAGCAUUCAGGCCUACCUCAAGUUCAAAAUGGCCGUCCCUGUGAGGCUAGUGCACCACAGCAACUUGGACAGAAUGUUGAGACGAGAUGAUGGGGAUGACACACGGCCAUUUAAUUUGAACCACCUCAUUGACUCGUCUUAUAUAUUCAGCAAAUCAAGAGCGAGGUUGGAAGACAAGCUGAGUAGCUACAGCAGGGAGGUGAACCAGCUGAUGAGGAGCAAGUGUGGUAGCAACAUCAAACAGAUUGUGGAGGUGGUUCGAAACAUCUGCAGUUCGCUGUGCGGUUUAUCAAUCAAAGAAGUAGAAGAUGCCAUUGGACAACUGAAUAGGAUCAAACCCACAAUGCUGAAUCCUGCGGAAAUGUGCGACUGUGAGACCGCCGUCGUCAUGCUCCACCAUGCCCUGGUGAAGUUGCUUCACGUGUUCUUUGACAACUUCAACUCUGACGUGAGAGUUCAGGAAGUCUGCCAAAGCCCGCCCACCGCCGAUGUGAUUCAGAACAACGACAUCCUCCAGGUCGACCUGGUGGCCCUCUACAAGCUCCAGAUCAGCUGGCUGAACAGCUUUGAUUACUUUUGCAUGUCCUGCGCGCUGACGUACGGUGGGAGCCAGCUUUGUGACGUCGGCGUCUCGGAGAACAUCAGCACGGCCCGGGCCCUGGACAACAGCAUCCAGUGCAGCCGAACGAUUGUGUUCCCAGUGCUGAUCAGACAGCUGCCCUAUGAGUCCAUGCUCACAUUCCGGCUCUUGGGGUCUAAGCAAGGCAAGGCCCCUGAAUUGUUACGCUGGGCAGUGCUGCCCCUCUACAGUAACAGGACGCUGGUUAGCGGGACCGUUCUGCUCAGCAUGUCCACCCUGGUCGAGCUGACGGACCCUCCGACGCCUGCAGUGUCAGAUGGCCACAGGCAGGCCGCAGGGGUCAUUUUACAGGUGGAGUUUCCGAACACUCAUAAGUGGACGUAUGAGAGACCAAAAGCACUCCCUUCAUCCCUCUUUUUUACACCUCCUUGUGAGGAGCUACGCCAGAAGCUAACAGGGGUUUCCCAAAAGCAUUGUCUGGCUUUCCUUACAGACAAUGAGAAAUCCUUCCUGUGGGGCAGACGCCACUCAUGCAACGAGGAGAACACACAACUGCACCUUCUCCUGGGCAGUGCCCCCCAAUGGAAACCAGAAGAGCUAUCAGAGAUCUACUCGGUCCUGGAGAACUGGUCCCUGCGGAGGCCAGAAGAGACCCUCUUUCUUCUCAGUGACAGCUUCCAGGACCAGAACGUUCGCAGGGUUGCGGUGCAGAGCCUGGAGCGGCUCACGGACACGGAGAUCGAGGAUUACCUGCCGCAGCUGGUGCAGGCUCUGAAGACGGAGUGGGAGCUGGACGGGCCCCUGGUCCUGUACCUGCUGGACCGCUCCCUGCGUAGCGUCCGCGUGGCUCAGCAGCUCUACUGGCUGCUGAAGGACACCCUGGAGGACGUCCCGUACCGGAGCUGGUUCAGCAAGCUGCACGCCGCCCUGAAGCACUGCUGCGGUGCGGAGCUGAGGCGGGAGCUGGAGCGCGAGGAGAGCCUGGUCAACCUGCUGACCCACGUGGCCGAGAGGGUCCGCCUGGCCGACAAGACCAAGCGAAAGGAGGUGCUGCAGAGGGAAAAGCAGAACAUCGGCGACUUCUUCAAGGGGGGGGUCACGUGUCAUCUGCCUCUGAACCCUGCUGUGCUUGUGAAGGGGGUGGACCUAGAUGCCUGUAAGUUUUACAGCUCCAAUGCUGCACCUCUGGCUGUGCCCUUCAUCAACGCGGAUUCCCUGGGUAGAAAUGUCAACGUCAUCUGUAAGACGGGUGACAACCUGCGGCAGGACAUGCUGGUGCUGCAGGUGGUGCGCUUGAUGGACAGGGUGUGGCUGCAGGAGGGGUUGGACAUGCGCAUGGUCACGUACAGGUGUCUGUCCACUGGCAGAGACCAGGGGCUGGUGGAGGUGGUGCCAGAGGCUGUGACCCUGGGAAAGAUCCAUCAGGAGGGGGGUUUGGGCGGGACCCUACGAGAGGAUACUCUGGAAAAGUGGUUUCACAUGUGGAACAAAACGGAGGAGGGCUAUGAGGAGGCGGUGAUGAACUUCCUGCAUUCCUGUGCAGGCUGGUGCGUGGCCACCUUCAUCCUGGGCAUCUGCGAUCGCCAUAACGACAACAUCAUGCUCAAGCACAGCGGCCACAUGUUCCACAUCGACUUCGGCAAGAUCAUGGGGAACGCGCAGAAAUUUGCCAACAUAAAAAGGGACAGAUCUCCGUUCGUCUUCACCUCUGAGAUGCAGCACUUCAUCACGGGAGGGGGGCAGAUGCCCCAGCGCUUCCACAGGUUCGUGGAGCUGUGCUGCCAGGCCUACAACGGCAUCCGGAGACGCUCGGCGCUGGUGCUCAGCCUGCUGCAGCUGAUGCUGGGGGCUGGAAUGCCGGAGUUGAAGGACACUCAGGAUCUGCAGUACGUCUACAACAACCUGCGUCCCCAGGACUCCGACCUGGAGGCCACCUCUUACUUCACCAGGAAGAUCAGAGAAAGCCUGGGCAGCUUCCCGGUCAAGAUCAACUUCCUGUUUCACACCAUUGCCCAGCCGUCAACCAAGCGUCCAGAGCCCCCCAAACAAACCCAGACUGCUGCGCAAAACACCAACAUCCAGGAGGUUGUCAUCCAGAAAUACAUCAUGAGAGGGAAAGACUUGAUGUUUGAAAUGAAGGUGACCAUUGAAGAUGGAUUUCUAAUCAGCGAGAAGACCUUCAGCCAGUUUGAGUUGAUUCACAGAGAACUCCAGAAGCACUUUAUAGAGUCAGCUCUCCCUCAAUUCCCCGCCUGGUACAAGAUGUCUUUUACUCCAGGCAGAAAAAUGUCCCUGCUGAAUAAAUACCUGAAAGAAUUGUUCGCGGGACCCUGUAAAGGUCAUGAAUUUGUGUGCAGUUUAUUUCUGGAUGGUCCCAGGACAGCUACCUCAUUGCGAUCUUCCAAGAAAGACGCUAGCCCUCAGAUCCAGCUCUACAUGACCUACACGGACAAGAAGCUGUUGGUGCUGGUGAAGCAUCUCAAGAAUAUUACCCUGCCCAGCGGCUCCUGUCCCGACUCCUACGUGGUGACACAACUGCACCCCGACCCGUUCGGCAACUCCAAGAAGAAGACCAAGGUUGUCCGCAACAGCGAGAACCCUUCCUUCAACGAACUGAUUGAGUACCCCGGCAUCCCUUCGCUCCAGGGGCGCGUUCUAGUGCUGACGGUGAAGAGCAAGAAGGUCUUCAUCGCAGCUACCAACGUGCGGCUGGACAACGCGUGGAUGGGGAAGGAAGUGUGGUUUCCCCUGGGAAACUGCGCCGUGUGACUGCCGGCCUGACCUGGACUGAGCCUUACUGCUCAUAUCCAUUGGGACAUCGACCAGCUUUCUGCCUGAUCAAACUCACAGAUAUUUUAAACGUUGGUCAACCUGCAUUUUCCCUGUUCUGCCACCAGAGGGAGGUACAGCUUUCCAAAUCUGCGCUGUGUGUUGAUUUUGAAAUUGUUACAGGAAAAGUCAAGGGAGAAUGUUUACAGUCCUCUCAUUAGCCGGUAAAUUUAUAUAUACUGUAGAUGAUAGGAAAAAAUAUUUUAAUGUAUCAUUUUCAUACUGUGAAAUAUUAUCAGGUGGUGAAAUGAAGAAUGUGAAUAAGGUGAUUAUUAUAAAUAGCAUCUCAUACCUUUAAUGUAAUAUGAAUGGCGGAACCAACCCAAUAAUUACUCCAUCAAACGACAGCCUUAAUUUAACGAAAACAGCGCACGACUUUAAUUCCAAAGUACUUCAUCUGCGAGAAAGCCUGCAAACAAAUUAUAACUGACGGCGAAACUGCAUUCAAUCCGCACCGCCAGGGUCGAUGGAGCUAAGCGCUAAGCUACGUCCGCGAGAGAGCGAGUGUGCGGCCUCCCCCUUCCCUUACCCUGCUUUAGGCUCUUCUGUGCUCUGCUUGCGAAAUGAAGGGCUGGCUACGUGUGGCUGUGGCUAUGUGUGGCUGUGACUGUGCCCAGGGACUGCAGAUUGAUGCCCGAGUGCUCGCUGUCCGUCUUCGGCUGGCUGGGGGGCAUUUUUCUCCGUCCCCGCGCGCGGGAGUCAUCCAUUACUGCGAUUUACCGCUGACAAGCGAGGGGAUGAGUUCAUACAGCCUGUCAUGCAGGCCUAAUGCGGCGUAAUUUUACACUGAGCCGCUGACCUGUGAAAUACCCCGUAAAAUAAAAUAGAAGUAAUAAAUGGGAUUCCUUGAUAUGCAGGCCCGUAGUUCACUAACCCCUGUACAUAUAUCUUGUUAACUAGAUUUUUACAGCUAUGGUUUUUGAAAGAAGUCUGCGAAAUGUAAUGUUUUCUUAUCAUUCUGUAGUUGAUUCCGGUAUGUAUAGAUCUGUAUUACUUACUGUCAAUCGAACACAAGCUGGUUGGAAUUAGAAUGGAGCAAAUAUGUAUUUGAAGAGUGUUUCAGAAUUUAUUUUCUGGUGAAAGAAAAGUUCAUUUAUAAGACCAA
Molecule: messenger RNA, 5634 nt
Organism: Anguilla rostrata (American eel)
Lineage: Eukaryota; Metazoa; Chordata; Actinopteri; Anguilliformes; Anguillidae
Gene: pik3c2g
Product: phosphatidylinositol-4-phosphate 3-kinase catalytic subunit type 2 gamma
Exons: 33
Coding region: 258-4469 (1403 amino acids)
Biological process (GO): phosphatidylinositol-3-phosphate biosynthetic process; cell migration; phosphatidylinositol-mediated signaling
Cellular component (GO): cytoplasm; plasma membrane; phosphatidylinositol 3-kinase complex
Molecular function (GO): phosphatidylinositol binding; 1-phosphatidylinositol-4-phosphate 3-kinase activity; 1-phosphatidylinositol-3-kinase activity
Source: RefSeq, a predicted model, not a curated record